AUGCUUGCCAUUAAUCUGUUUGCGUUCGAAGUAGGUGGAGUCAAGCUUGUGAAAGCUCUAGACUGUGCGUAUCUCUCGGAUAGUACUAUUGGUUCCAAGUCAAGAGUCAGGGCUGGUGGCGAAGAACAGGAGGAAGAGGAAGAAGAAGGGGAAGGAGAAGAAUUCGGUGGGCUGGAUGGACAUAACGGCGCUGUUGAGGGUGUAGUUGAUGUGGUUCGGUUUGUUGCUGAUGAUGAUGAGGUGGUCGUGGGAUCUGUUGGUAACGAGACUGAGAAGGCGGAGUUGUGCCGAUAUGUUCUUUCCUUCGUCUUGUCCAAGUAG
Molecule: messenger RNA, 321 nt
Organism: Alternaria arborescens
Lineage: Eukaryota; Fungi; Ascomycota; Dothideomycetes; Pleosporales; Pleosporaceae
Exons: 1
Coding region: 1-321 (106 amino acids)
Source: RefSeq, a predicted model, not a curated record